Ilex paraguariensis (yerba mate) is the source of this 954-nucleotide messenger RNA. The record is from the annotation of a GenBank genome assembly. NCBI's taxonomy places the organism in Eukaryota, Viridiplantae, Streptophyta, Magnoliopsida, Aquifoliales, Aquifoliaceae.
AUGGCCACUAUUCAGCGGCGGUUUCAGGUAAUUGAGAGAGGGCUUGGCAACCUUGACAGUGUAAUCGAUGUCGGAGCUCGUCGUGGCCUCGCCGCUGGCGAUGAUGAAGUCGUUGUCAUUCUGGCCGACGGCACCGUCGCUGGUGAAGAUGUUCCACUCAACGCAGACGGGAUUCGGGCUGGCGUCGACGAACUUGUGCGUCUCGUGGCUGUAGAGCGGCGCGGUGCCGUUGAUGGUGGCCUCGCCGCCAUCGGACUCGUUGGAGGGGGCAAUGCGAGUCCAGAGAAUGACGCUGUACGGCCAAGGGUCCCCAGAGGCAACGCCAUGGGUGAAGGCCAGCUCGGACGGCCUAAAUUCGACGCUGUCGCGCUUCCAGGAGCGGCGCUGGACCAGGUCGACGUCGAUGCCCAGGUUUGCGUGCCGGGUCGAGGGGCUGAGGUAGUUGAUGUUGCCGUCGAAGCUGGCUCGGACGGCAUCGGCCAGCAAGCCGGCGAGAAAGAGGAGCACGGAAGAGCGCAUGCUGCCUGGAGAAUGCGCACCUGCCAGGCUCGGCGCGCAUGUUCGCCGGCAAGACAAGGCGAGCCCUUUCUCCGGGCGGUCGAGUGGCUGGUGGCAGCAAGCAGCGACAUCGACGUCGGGGCAGCAUUCCUCCUAGGGAACUUGCUGCACUGUCCGUGUUCCAUGCUGGCUUUUGCAGGCCAGUCGAUGGCGCCGCGUGCGCCGGAUCGAGGCUCGGCUGGCUUCGGCCUGGCAAGCUGGUGUCGCAGAGGGCACUUGGCGCGACGCGUCGUUGUCCGAGGCGGCUACCGUGCCGGAGUCAAGAUGGCUCGGUCGCCGAGGGAGACGGAUGCAGAGGCGCUGAGCCUAGCUUUCGAGAGGGUGCUAUGUGUCAGAAUAGGUAGCUACCUCUUUGAGGAGCUGAAGCGGAGACGAAAGCAGCGGCGUCUCGCCUAG